AUGCGUGAAUGUAUUAGUUUACAUAUUGGUCAAGCUGGUGUACAAAUGGGUAAUGCAUGUUGGGAAUUAUAUUGUCUUGAACAUGGUAUACAACCCGAUGGUCAUAUACCAAAUAAUCAAUCAAAAGAUAAAAUUGAUGGUGCUUUUAAUACAUUCUUUACAGAAAUGAGUUCUGGUAAACAUGUACCACGUGCUAUUUUCGUUGAUUUAGAACCAAAUGUUGUUGAUGAAGUGAGAUGUGGCAUGUAUAAACAAUUAUUUCAUCCAGAACAAUUAAUUACGGGUAAAGAAGAUGCAGCUAAUAAUUAUGCACGUGGUCAUUAUACAGUUGGUAAAGAAAUUAUUGAUUUAGUAUUAGAACGUGUACGUAAAUCUGCGGAUCAAUGUACUGGAUUACAAGGAUUUUUAAUAUUUCAUUCAUUUGGUGGUGGUACUGGUUCUGGUUUUACAUCAUUAUUAAUGGAACGUUUAAGUGUUGAAUAUGGUAAACGAUCAAAAUUAGAAUUUGCUAUAUAUCCUGCACCACAAAUUGCUACAGCUAUAGUUGAACCAUAUAAUUCUAUAUUAACUACACAUACAACAUUAGAACAUUCGGACUGUGCUUUUAUGGUUGACAACGAGGCCAUUUAUGAUAUUUGCAGAAAGAACUUAGGUAUUGGACAUCCUACCUAUACUAAUUUGAAUAGAUUAAUUGCUCAAAUAGUUAGUUCAAUUACUGCUUCAUUACGUUUUGAUGGUGCAUUAAAUGUUGAUUUAACAGAAUUUCAAACAAAUUUAGUACCAUAUCCACGUAUUCACUUUCCAUUAGCUACUUAUGCUCCUAUUAUUUCAGCAGAGAAAGCAUAUCAUGAACAAUUAAGUGUAUCAGAAAUAACAAAUUCAUGUUUUGAACCUGGUAAUCAAAUGGUUAAAUGUGAUCCUAGAACUGGUAAAUAUAUGGCAUGUUGUUUAUUAUAUCGUGGUGAUGUUGUACCUAAAGAUGUGAAUGCUGCUAUAGCAAAUAUUAAAACAAAAAAAUCAAUACAAUUUGUUGAUUGGUGUCCAACUGGUUUUAAAGUUGGUAUUAAUUAUCAACCACCAACAACUGUACCUAAUGGUGAUUUAGCUAAAGUUCAACGUGCUGUAUGUAUGUUAAGUAAUACAACUGCUAUAGCUGAUGCAUGGGCACGUUUAGAUAGAAAAUUUGAUUUAAUGUAUGCAAAACGUGCAUUUGU
Messenger RNA from Schistosoma mattheei, 1214 nucleotides. NCBI's taxonomy places the organism in Eukaryota, Metazoa, Platyhelminthes, Trematoda, Strigeidida, Schistosomatidae. The record is from the annotation of a GenBank genome assembly.